Cylindrotheca closterium is the source of this 3441-nucleotide messenger RNA. NCBI's taxonomy places the organism in Eukaryota, Bacillariophyta, Bacillariophyceae, Bacillariales, Bacillariaceae. The record is from the annotation of a GenBank genome assembly.
AUGCACGAAGAUGAAGAGCAGCCAAUCGAGCAGCCUAAAAAUGAUGGUGACAGAGUAGGACACGACAAUGAAGACGAGGAGGACAGCCAAGAGGAAAAGCAAUCCAUUCCAGCUAAUGCCAUGCAACAAGAUGUAGAACAACCAAACGAGCAGAUUCUUCAAGACCAGCCUAAAGAUGAAGCCCAGCAGCCUAAAAAUGUCAGUAACAAAGACGGGGAGGACGGCCUGCAAACCCAAUCCGUUACGUCCAAUGCUAUGCAACAAAAAGAUGAAGAGCAGCCUAAAGAGCAGUCUAAAGAUGACAGAAACGACGGACAAGACCACGACGGCCUACAGAAUCUAGUAAUGGCUGCCACUGGGUUUCAGUCCAUGAAGGAAAUUCGCCGGAACCCUGGCACUGAGCUAGCAUUUUUGAAAACCAUGCAGUACGCCAAAGAUUUUCUCAAUGAUGAGGAAACUGACCAUGACCAAGACAUUCCUUCGCACGUACGAGACAAUCCUGAGCACCACUUUGCAUCCGAUCACCACUGGCAUGAUAUGCAUUUGCAUCACAUGCAUAUAGGAGGAGAACGGCCCACGCCACCGGUUCGUCGCGGCGCCAAGGAAAAGGAAACUGUAACGCAUUUUGUCGUUCGCGAGUGCCUUACCAUUUUCUUUUUCAUUGGUGGCAGUAUAGUCAUGAUGUCUUUGGUAGUUGUGGCACUGACAUUUGCAUCAAGCAGAAUACCAAUCCCCAACCAUUCGAGGACGACUGCAAAUGUUACUGACUUUGGAACGUUGGCUCCUACCGCCAGUCCAAAACCGAAAACCCGAACUUAUGCUCCGAGCGUUCCAAAUAAUUUUAUUCAUUUUGGAAAGCCCACUUUUAACGCAACGCUGGCCCCUGUUAUUGCCACUCCGACCCCACAAACUACAACAUCUACCCCGAGUGUCUCAAAAAAUAUACCUCACUUUGGAAACCCCGUUGCUGCACCAAAAUUGAGACCUGUCGUCAGUCCAAUACUGCAACCCACAACAUUGUCAAUCACAACGGCACCGACUGCUGCAGCUGCAGCUCUUAGUAGUGCUCCGACAUUUGAUGAAGCUGCCCGUUUCGAAGACAUCAUGUCUAUUUUGGUGGACGCUGGAUUUGCCGAGGAAUCUAAACUUCGCAAUGGGAUCACAGCCCAAUCCAAGGCUCUAGAUUGGUUGGUGAGCAAUGAUCCUGCGGCAUUGAAUUCAGCAUCCGAAGCCUUGCUGCCACGUUAUGUCCUUGGUGUCUUGUUCUAUUCGACAUCUGGUCGGGAACCGAGAUUAACUGGCUCAAACGAAACAAGCUGGAAAGAACACAAUCAGUGGCUGACAGGAGAAAACUACUGCCAAUGGCAUGGAAUCAAGUGCAUGGAAGACGAGGACUACAAUGUCACGAUAGUAAAUGGCGAUAUCUUUGAAAUUGACCUGUCCAAUAACGAUCUCAGUGGAACUAUUCCUUCAGAGUUGCAAAUAUUAGCAGACUUGCAGCUGUUGGACUUGCGAUCCAAUCAAUUGCAGGGAACUAUUCCCCAGUUCGAAUUCCCAAAACUACAGGAAAUCCAUUUGGAUAACAAUCGAUUGAAUGGGCCCAUCGCCUUGCAUUUGGAAUCCAUGAAGGAACUUCGUACACUCUCUAUGGGCCACAAUGCGUUGACCGGUGGCUUGCCCUCUACCAUCGGAAUAGCGAAUAAGCUACGGUACCUCAAGCUAAAAGAUAAUCAUUUGAGCGGAACUUUGCCUGCAGCAGCGAUGGCCAAUUUGAAGUACCUUGAGAAUCUUCAUAUUUCCUACAAUCGCCUAUCAGGUAGUCUUUUUAGUGACGACGAGUUCGUUUUUGGAAUGAUGAACCUGGUCAAUGUGAGCCUGUCGCAUAAUUCUUUUUCUGGCACGCUGUCAGGGAAUUUGUCUCAACUGAGUCAUUUGCAAGAGCUCCACUUGACAGGAAACACAUUCUCGGGUACCUUGCCGGAUUGCUUUGGCAAUAUGACUCGCUUGGCUAUGUUACAUCUCGGGGACAAUCUAUUUUCGGGAGAAGUUCCCGUGAUCCCGUCACACCAAUUGCAAAAGUUGGAUAUUUCCAAAAAUAGCUUCAUUGGCACAAUGCCGCAAGAGAUUUGCGAUUUGAAACAGAUAGGAAAACUCACUUCUUUGAAAGCUGACUGUUCCGGUGGCGAUACUACGACUGCCUUGGACCUAUCUUCAUUUUUUGGAAACAAUCGCAGGAAGAUGCUGUCUCGAUCGCUAGUGGAAGAAUUGGAUGAAGACGAAGAAAUCAUUGAAGAAGGGGAUUACAUCUAUCUGGAAGAAGAUGGAACAGUCGAAGAUAAAGAUGGAAACAUAAUUGAAGGGAUCGAACUAGGAGAUUUAGAAGUCGCAGGAGAUCAACUCAAUGGUGGAACUGGAGAUCUCCCAGAAGGUUAUUUGUAUACGGGAAGUGCGCCAAUUGCCAAGCCAGUCGCAGUCAACAAGCAAACAUCGAUCGCCUCUGGUGAUGAACGCGACAGUGUACCUGAUCAUCUUGAAGAUAUCCAGAUUACACAGCCAGUCAUAUUUCCGGACGAAAGACAGGACUACAAUGAUAUUGCGUUCGCGAGAGAAAAAAUUCCGUCUGACAAUCAGGCUGGAACCAAUGACAAUCGGGGUGGAAUCGAAGCCACUGCUGCCAAUAAGCAGGCACAGCUCUCCUAUGGAAACGACGACGACGACGACAAUUUCGAGAUGGAUGAUAACGAUACAGUAAACCCCAACACUGCAUAUGCGAAGCAAAGGGGCGGGGAUGAGCAAAGAUUCAAAAUCGUAACUAAUGAAAGGGUCCCGUCUAACAAUCAGGUUCGAGCCAAUGGCAGUCGGGAUGGAAUCCAGACGACCUCUACUGCCAAUCUUCUACCAGAAGGAUUCGAAUGUUCGUGCUGCACGUAUUGUUUGGCGAAACCGUCUUCAUCGUUGAUACCACACCAUGGAAUGCCAGUCGAAUUGCCCCAAGACCAAGAUGACAUUCCUAAAGUCGAAGACAUUCCCGAAAUCAAAUUGACUCAAGACCAGGACGACAUUCCAAAAGUCAAAGACAUUCCCGAAACCAAUGUGCCGAUCAAGCCGGCCAAUCGCAUCGACAUGUUGCCAGUAGGCGAAGAAGAACCGACUACUGCUGUCGAGCUGGGCGAUAUCUUUAUUGAGGAGAAAUUGACAGACGAAGAUCAGGGAGCCGAUUGGUGCGCUCUGGCAAUCAGAGCUGGAACCAAUGGUGACAAAUACCCUGGGUUUGUUGGUAUGAACGCCAAAGCAGCAAAGGCUUGCCUCGAAGCCAACACUGAUAGAGCCAUUGUCAUGGUCCGAGAAAUUGCGAAGAAACAUUUUCCUUUUGAAAACAACCGCAUUAUCCUCUACGUGGAUGAUAAUGGAAACGUGGUGAAGGUUCCAGUCUUGGGAUAA